CUGUCUCUCUGAGUGGAAAAAAAUACUAAGAGAGGUUGUGAGAGGGGGAUCGUGACAAGAGCCAAGUAGAGUGGAGCUUCCAGGUGCUUUGCCCCUAGUUAAAAGCCCAGUACGAGUGCAUAGCAAGAGUGUUCAGAGCCUAGCCAAGCCAAGCACCCUGCCUCACGCUUCCUCUCUCCUGCACUUUCCUCCGCUCGCUCUCUCUUUCCCUCCUCCUUUGCACCCGUGAGUGAGAGCGCACAGUCAUUCAGAAGGUGUGUCUGAAAUCUAGUCAACUGGGAGACAGCUUUGCAAGGACAUUUUUCCUCCUCGCAUGGACUUAAAUUUUCUCCAGAGACAGAAAGAAGAACAGAAAGAAGUCCAUAGAGAUUUCUUAAUUUUUUUUCCUCCUGAUUUUUGAUAUAUUUGAAAAAUCAAUAUCUCACAGAAUCAAAGUUCUGAGAUAUUAAUCCACAAAUUUCUUUCAUCGCAUCUGCUGCAUUUCUAAAGAUCAUGAGCAGACAAUAACAUACCUGCAGAAAGUACCUGCCUGAGAUCCUGAGAUAUCCCUGAACUUCUUCCUCAAGCAGGAGAGCAAGGUUGAAGAUUGUUAGCCAAGAAGACAGACAACAUGACACUGCUAUCCAUAUGUGUGCUGCUGCUGAUGAUGGGGGCGAAUGCUCUGGGUGGUGGUUAUGCCCCGAUGCCCCAGAUGAAGUACAUGCAGCCUAUGAUGAAGGGUCCAGUUGGUCCUCCUUUUAGAGAGGGAAAGGGUCAGUAUUUCGAAUAUCCACCUGCAAUGGACGUGAAAGGUGAGCCUGGUCCACAAGGGAAGCCAGGACCUAGGGGACCACCUGGGCCCCCAGGAUUACCUGGGAAACCUGGAAUAGGAAAACCAGGUCUCAAUGGUCAACCAGGACCCCAGGGACCAGCAGGGUUGCCAGGAAUUGGAAAACCAGGACUACCUGGUCUGGCAGGAAAAAUUGGGCCCAAAGGACCACCAGGAAAUGAUGGUGAAAGGGGACUGCAAGGUGAGCCUGGGCCACGUGGAUUAGCAGGGCAACCAGGAUCACCCGGUCCUGCAGGUCUCUCAUUAAAUGGCAAACCUGGACUUCCUGGAGUUCGUGGCCAACCAGGACUUAAGGGUGAACCAGGACAAAAAGGUGGACCUGGUUUGCCUGGUGACAAAGGAAUCAAGGGGGAAAAUGGCAAUGGCAAUCCAGGUCCACCAGGUCUCAGGGGACCUUCUGGCCUUCCGGGACCUCCUGGACCUCCUGGUAUUCCAGGUGUGGGAAAGCCUGGACUGAAUGGCUCACCUGGGCUUUUUGGACAGAAAGGAGAUCAGGGCCUUCCAGGUGACCAGGGUCCUCCAGGGAAACAUGGAGCUCCAGGACCACAAGGGCCACCUGGUUUAAAUGGCGUAGGAAAACCUGGGUUGGAUGGUGUGCCUGGUAGACCAGGUCAAAAUGGACCAAAAGGUGAACCAGGUCUAAGGGGUCCAAAUGGGUUUCCUGGGGCUCCUGGUUAUGGUAAACCAGGUCUUGCAGGACAGAAAGGAGACAGAGGCCCUUCUGGAUUACCCGGAGCUCAAGGUGAUAAAGGAGAACAUGGGAUAGCAGGUCUACCGGGGGAGAUGGGGCCAUCUGGGUCGCAAGGACCUCCAGGUUUACCAGGAUCAAUGGGUCUUCCAGGAAAGCAUGGUUUGCCUGGCCUGAAGGGAGAGAAUGGUCCCCAAGGGCCUCCUGGCUUACCUGGACUCAGAGGGGAUCAGGGUCCUAGUGGGUUGGCAGGUAAGCCUGGUCUCCCCGGUGAUAAAGGGUUUCCUGGUCCAAGUGGAGCAAUUGGAAAACCAGGUCCCAAAGGUGAUGCUGGUCACAUUGGUUUGCCUGGUAAUCCUGGAUUGUCUGGAAUUCAAGGCCCAAAAGGAGAAAAUGGCAUUUUUGGGGCCCCAGGGCCACGUGGUCUAGCUGGUAUUCCAGGGUUACCAGGGCCCACAGGCCAUAUGGGACCACAGGGCAUUCCAGGAUUGAAAGGUGAGCAAGGACCACCAGGACCCCCAGGAAAUGGAAAGAACGGCGAUCAAGGAACACCGGGGCCACAGGGACCACCAGGAAAACCAGGCCCUUCUGGAAUUAAUGGUCCCCGAGGUCUUCCAGGGCCACCUGGCCUACCUGGCCCACCUGGUCCUUCUAAUGGAGAUGGCAAAGUUGCAGUGUCAGGACCUGAUGUUGGUGGUGAAUCAAUACCAGGUCAAAAUGGAAAGCCGCAAUAUAGGCUUGAGCUCUCUGCUACUGCAGCUCCUGCUUUCACUGCUAUUCUCACAACUCCCUUCCCACCAUCUGGUAUGCCUAUCAAAUUUGACAGGACUCUCUACAAUGGACAGAAUGCUUAUAAUCCCACCACUGGCAUCUUCACUAGCCCAAUACCUGGAGUUUACUACUUUUCUUACCAUGUUCAUGUAAAGGGAACCAGCCUGUGGGUGGCACUAUACAGAAACAAUGUGCCUGCUACAUACACAUAUGAUGAAUACAAGAAGGGCUAUAUGGACCAGGCAUCAGGCAGUGCAGUGCUGGAGCUCAAAGAAAAUGACCAGGUUUGGGUGCAGAUGCCAUCUGACCAAGCAAAUGGGCUCUACUCCACUGAGUACAUUCAUUCAUCCUUCUCAGGCUUCCUACUGUGCCCCACAUAACAGGCUUGUACAUCUUAUACAUCAUGUAUUAUCUUGUGGUCUGCAGUCACACAAGAAACACCUGUAUCAACAAACACAGGAAAGACUGAACAACAUAAAAGAUAAAAGUAGGACAUGGAAACUUUAUGCUGUAUCUGUUUUAGUGCUUUAAAACAGUCUGAUUUGAUUAUGAUUUUUCUUCACGUGUGUUUGGUAUCUUCUGCCUGUAGUAUGUUAUUAUAACUGUUGUAUCAAUGUUGUUGCUGAUAUUGUUUUAUUCAUGUAUUUGAUGUUAUUGUUUAUUGAAAUCAGACAAUGCGUAAGUAACAGUUUUACCCAUGUGACUGCACACUCUGCCGAAAUGACUAAUUGAACUCCAUCUCUUUGACUCUGGGGAGUGUGUUCCCCUGACUGCAGUCACAUUUAUUUUUAACUUGUUUUUACUUUUUUUUUCCCUUUAAAUGACAGGCUUGUGAGUCAGUGCCUUUCUUCACAAAAAAUAUUGUCAAAAUAAAAACAGAAACAUCACUUUAUCUGUACUAGCCUUGUCAUUGUAAUUGACAUUUUUUUAGAUUUUUAAUCUGCCGACAGUCACAAAGAACAUGAUUCAAGAAAACAAGUUUCUACUCUUUGUGGUUUGAUAGUAUCUAUGUGGAGUUUGUUGUUUUUAUCCUUGAAGUGGAAGGCUUUACUUGACAAUUCAAAAUGUUUACUUUGAAUGCAGACUGAGCUUCUGAUGUGUAACAGUACUAAUGACUUCAUGAGUAUUAUUUCUCCCUAUAAUGCGAGCACAUAUUUUAUGAUAUCAUUUCAGCAAAUAAUCAAGUGUCAAUUGCUUGCCCAUUGCUCGUUAUCAACUUUGUUGGUAUUCUGAUAUUAAAGACAGUGCUUGGUCAAAAACAUAGCAUGGUUUUGGCAAUUAUUCAAUCGAUCACUUAUGUCUCCAGUAUCAAAUGCUAUGUGCUUGAUAUGUAUAGUGAUUUAAAGGUGAUAUAUUUUCCAAGUCUGAUAACUAUGAUAGCAAUCUACACAAAAAUUUAAAUCAGUUCAUGGAUUUUGUAGACAGAUAUUAAAUGAACAGAUUUAAUGAAUUCACUGGGUUUAUUAUAUGAUAUAUAUUAACUAUUUAUGUACUUAUGUACUAGUAUACGAGGAACCAGACAUUGGUGGUUUACUGGGUGGUAUUAAGUAAAUUAUCAUUCUGACAGACAUAGAUGCUGUUUAGCCACAUAAAUUUGUAUUUACUAAAUUAAAUAUAAUGUGUGAAUAAACUGUUGCUAUAAUAUUGCAUAGAUUAUCCAGACUACUGUAAAAAGAAAAAAAUUACAAUAAACUUGUAUUACCAUUGAAAUUUUACAGCAAGGUGUAAGUAUACUCCAGGUGUAAUACAGAAAAAUACCAUACAUCAAUAAAACAUUAAGAAGGUUUUAUCCAGCAGUCAUUGCAUGGCUUUAAAACACGGUAAUGAUGCAGGUUACAUAGGAAUUAUACAUUCAUUAUUAUUGUAUACAUACAACUUAACAAAGGAUAAUGAAAUACUUAAGACUUGCACAGUGCUUCAGCUGUGGUGCAAAGACAGCUAAUGAUUUUAAUGAUGCUGUCAAAAAUACAUUCGCAUUUUCAAUUACAGUAAUUGUGUCUCUUUUUUUAUUCAGAGGAGAAUUUAAGCAAAUACACAUUUCCAAAAUAUAGAUUUCUAGAAAAGGCAUCAUUUCAUAACAUGCAUUUGUAGCUUAUUAGUAUCACAUGUACAAAUCAAGUUUAUGCAUUUUUUCACAUAUUUAUAUAUAGCAGAGUUCCUGACAAAUUCAGAGCAAUAAUAAGUAAAUGAAAGAAAUAUUUUGUAAUAAAUAAAAAUAUAAAUAAAAAUAAUAAUUAAAAAAAACCAAAUAAUAUGAGCACAAUCAAUACAAUUUAUCAGGCAACUACAUAUUCUACUAAUUAUAUACCAGUGUGAUCUUCCAGCAUUUUCCUUAGUGGCUCAGUGACAAGUACUUACUGUACUCCCAUGAUUAUAAUGCUUUUCUUGUGGAAAACUUAAUAACUACAAUUAACAUGGCUGUUUUUUGACUAUUUCAUUUCAUUUCAUUUUUUAAACAUAUAUGUGAAGGGUUUUUUUUUUCAGUGCUGUCAUACCUGCUUCUUUCUGUCAGUUCAGGUUGCAGCUUUUCUUUCAAUUUCUUGACUGACACUGAGUCCUUUUAUUGUUCUUCAAAACGUUUUUUUUUCUUAUUUUAUACAAAUGUUUGGUCCCAUUUGCACAUGAACUUUAUAAAGGUAUUUUUUUAUCAUGUGAUAAGUCAAAAAGAAUGCCUUCCGAACACCCACAUGAAUAAAACAUUAAUAAUGAUUUGUAUGUGUACAUUAAUUAUUAUUAUUAUUAUUGUUAUUAUCAUUAUUAUUAAUAUUAUUAUUAUUAUUAAUCUAUUUAAACAACAUUAAUGCGUUACAUUUUAGUUAGCAUACUAUUGUUGCUUAAGGAAUAUUUUUCACCAUUAUUUCUUUUACUUUCUUUUUUUAUGUACUAUGUAUCAGACUAUAGGACUUUGUGUUGUAUACAUGGCUAUUGCAUUUAUGCGGUGCAAUAGAUGUUAGCUAUUGAAUGCACUCCUUUGAUAGAAGGUUUUGUCAGUUUAUACAUCUGCAAUACUUGAUAGUAUUGAUGCAACAUCAAUAAAGAUUCUCUUGUAUAAUUUUUAA
Silurus meridionalis is the source of this 5347-nucleotide messenger RNA. It is a transcript of the gene col8a2, whose product is annotated as collagen, type VIII, alpha 2. The coding region runs from base 611 to 2668 and encodes 685 amino acids. Gene Ontology annotation, molecular function: protein binding. Lineage: Eukaryota; Metazoa; Chordata; Actinopteri; Siluriformes; Siluridae. The transcript is spliced from 3 exons. The record is from RefSeq and is a predicted model, not a curated record.